Chenopodium quinoa (quinoa) is the source of this 2658-nucleotide messenger RNA. RefSeq names its product kelch domain-containing protein 4-like. The transcript has 20 exons. Lineage: Eukaryota; Viridiplantae; Streptophyta; Magnoliopsida; Caryophyllales; Amaranthaceae. The record is from RefSeq and is a predicted model, not a curated record. Gene Ontology annotation, molecular function: protein binding. Bases 189 to 2246 code for a protein of 685 amino acids.
ACGGCCUAAUAAAUUGUGUAAAAAGAAAAGAAAAGAAAAAGUGUUAAUUACUCCUUAAUCAGAACAUAGCCGCCCUCUAGCAAAUUUUUUUGCAAAGCUACUGAAUUGAGUAUCGUUUCAGGCGCCCUUCUUCUUAACUCUUGUUUGGCUGAACGUCUCUCUGUUUGAACAAGAAGAACAGCAAAAGAAUGGGGAAGAAGCAAAAGAAGCCAGGAAAAGGCAAGGAAAAAACCGAGAAAAAAACUGCCAAAGCUGAGGAGAAAAAAGCUCGCCGUGAGUCUAAGAAGCUCUCUCCUGAAGAUGACAUUGACGCCAUUUUGCUAAGUAUUCAGAAGGAGGAAGCUAAGAAGAAGGAAGUACUUGUUGAGGAAAACGUGCCUGCGCCGUCAGCUCGGUCUAAUGGCUCGUUGACUAUAAAUCCAUUGAAAGAGACAGAGUUGAUCCUAUAUGGUGGUGAAUUCUACAAUGGCAAUAAGACAUAUGUCUAUGGUGAUCUUUAUCGUUUUGAUAUUGAAAAGCAAGAUUGGAAAUUAGUAUCGAGCCCUAAUAGCCCCCCACCUCGUAGUGCACAUCAAGCUGUUGCUUGGAAGAAUUACCUCUAUAUAUUUGGUGGUGAAUUCACAUCUCCAAAUCAGGAGAGAUUUCAUCAUUAUAAGGAUUUUUGGGUAUUAGACCUUAAGACAAAUCAAUGGGAGCAAUUAAAUUACAAGGGAGCUCCAAGUCCACGGUCUGGCCAUCGGAUGGUUCUGUACAAACACAAGAUCAUAGUGUUUGGUGGAUUUUAUGAUACCCUUAGAGAAGUAAGGUACCUUAAUGAUUUGCAUGUAUUUGACCUGGAUCAGUUCAAGCAGUGGCAAGAAAUAAAGCCUCGGCCUGGGUGCAUGUGGCCCAGUCCAAGGAGUGGUUUUCAGCUUGCUGUUUAUCAAGAUGAGAUAUUUUUGUAUGGAGGUUAUUUCAAAGAACUGUCAUCGGAUAAAAACAGCAGCUCUGAGAAGGGAGUAGUCCACUCUGAUAUGUGGUCUUUGGACCCGAGAACAUGGGAAUGGAACAAGGUAAAGAAAAGUGGGAUGCCUCCAGGACCUCGCGCUGGAUUUUCUAUGUGUGUGCACAAGAAAAGAGCUGUACUUUUUGGAGGAGUGGUAGACAUGGAAGCUGGUGGCGAUGUGAUGAUGAGUCUAUUUCUAAAUGAGCUAUAUGGCUUUCAAUUGGACAAUCACCGCUGGUACCCACUGGAGCUCCGCAAGGAGAAGUCCAGCAAAGAUAAGUUGAAAAAGAUUACUGAUGACAAAAAUAAUAAAUUGUUAUCAGAAAAUAAGGUUAAUUCAUCAGAUAGAAAUCUUGGUGAAGAAAAUGGAGUUGAUACAGUUAUGGAUGACCAAGAAGUAAGAAAUGGUUUGGAGGAGAGCGUUGGUGAUAUGUCUCUUGAGACAGACAAUAUUGGCAGCAGUGAUAAACUGGGUCCAAAAAAUGAUAGAGGGUCUUGUGAACCUGGCACUAGCAAGGAAUCACUAACUAUUGCCUUACCAGAGGUUGUCAAGCCUUGUGGACGCAUCAAUGCGUGCAUGGCUGUUGGAAGGGAUACUUUAUACUUGUAUGGAGGCAUGAUGGAGGUCAAAGAUCGUGAAAUCACACUUGAUGAUCUGUACACACUUAACCUAAGCAAACUAGAUGAAUGGAAGUGCAUAAUACAGGCUUCUGAAUCUGAAUGGGUUGAAGCUUCGGAAGAUGAAGAUGAAGAAGAUGAUGAUGAUGGAGAUGAUGACAGUGAAGAUGGUGAAAGCAGUUGUGAAGACACUGAUGAUGAUGAUGAUGAUGAUGUAGAAAUGGAGGCUGCGAAUGCUGAUGGAAAAUCAAGUCAAGUAGGAGAGGCAGUUGCUCUAAUAAAAGGGGCUGGAAAGAGUCUCCGGAGGAAGGAAAAACGUGCUAGAAUAGAGCAAAUCAGAGCUAGUCUUGGCCUUUCUGAUUCAAUGAGGACACCUGUGCCUGGUGAAUCAUUGAAGGACUUUUAUAAGCGCACAAAUAUGUACUGGCAAAUGGCAGCAUAUGAACACACUCAACACACUGGCAAGGAGCUACGGAAAGAUGGUUUUGAUUUUGCUGAAGCUCGAUAUAGAGAGCUCAAACCGCUUUUGGAUGAGCUGGCUGUGUUAGAAGAGGAACAAAAGGCAGAAGAGCAGGAAGCGGCUGCAUUAAGUUCUAAAAGAGGAGGCAACAAGAAAAACAAGCAAUCUUCGUCACAAAGAUAAAUGCAUGGUGUUGCACCUCUUUUGGGCUGAGAAGUAAUGAAUUGUGUGAGCACGAUUAAGUUUCUCUCAGCUGCGAGUUGUCCAGAAGCAAAUUUUGAUUCAUCCUUUUUACUUGGUUUGUCCAUAAAAAAAUCACUCUAAAUCAUCUACCGCGGAAUUUUCAGCACACGUACACACCAAGUUAAAUUUUUGCUUUAGCGUGUCAUUUUGAUCAGAACCAAGGUUUGUAUCUUAGGUUCUACUAGCUAGUGAAGUCCUUUAUUCUUGGGCAUAUAUAUGUAAUCAUGCAAACAUUGUAUUUUUUGGUAUAUUUAAUCCACUUAAAUUGUGAUUUGUAUUAUUUUACACAAGGUGAUCUGUGUUUUCUGAGCAAACCUUGAAGUUUUGGCCUGAGGAACGGCAGAUAUCAGCA